Rana temporaria (common frog) is the source of this 2380-nucleotide messenger RNA. RefSeq names its product serine/threonine kinase 11 (gene STK11). NCBI's taxonomy places the organism in Eukaryota, Metazoa, Chordata, Amphibia, Anura, Ranidae. Bases 657 to 1937 code for a protein of 426 amino acids. The record is from RefSeq and is a predicted model, not a curated record. Gene Ontology annotation, cellular component: cytoplasm. Gene Ontology annotation, biological process: establishment of cell polarity; protein phosphorylation; regulation of cell growth. The transcript has 10 exons. Gene Ontology annotation, molecular function: protein kinase activator activity; ATP binding; protein serine/threonine kinase activity.
GGCUCCGCCCCCCGUUCUCACAGAAGGACCCCUGCCGGGCUGUCUGCUCUCCUGAUAAUUCACGACUAUUCCUGCCGCAACGACAUUCUCGGUAACAGUUGACAGCAUUGAGGCUAACGACAAAUUUUAACGACCGCGCUAAACCUGUAACGUUAUUUCUGUACGGGCACAUCACGGACAGCAGAGUGCGUUGCGGCUUGUUACAGCUCGCCCGGCGCGCGUGCGCGAAUAGCUGAGCCCUUCGCACAUGCGCUAUGUGCAUCGAGUGCUGCGCCUGCGCGGUGGCCCAUGACAGUUUAGAAACCGGGAUAACAUAUUUGCGGGAUUGGUCGUUAAAAAUCGCUCGUGUCCCGGGAAAUGCUGCGCCUCCGGGACAGUAGGUCACUAUGCGGUUGGACUAGGGGACGGGUGGCACUGUCGUCACUGGGGAGAAGUGACAGGUUCGUCCACUGUUUGGUUUAGGCUCCUGGCUGCAGUGACAUCACAAGCUGAAUCUUUUGGGAAGCGGUGCCUAGUGGAGUGAAGAUGCUUGGCCUGUGACUUUGGGGUGUCUUGUGAGUAUUUUGGGACGUUAGCAAGCUUGGGCUGGGGGACCCCCUGAGCUGCUUUCUCAGGGUGUGACACUACUGAAGAGGUCAGGUUUGUGUCAAGCCAUUAUGGAUGAGGGGGAGUGUAAAGAAAUGGAGUUUUUGGAAGACUUGUCUGUGGGGAUGGACACGUUUAUUCACCGCAUUGACUCCACCGAGGUGAUCUACCAACCGCGACGGAAACGGGCAAAGUUGGUGGGGAAGUACCUGAUGGGUGACCUGCUGGGAGAGGGAUCCUACGGCAAGGUAAAAGAGAUGCUGGACUCCGAUACGCUGUGUCGCCGUGCUGUGAAAAUUCUCAAGAAGAAAAAACUGCGUCGGAUCCCCAACGGAGAGGCAAAUGUUAAGAAAGAAAUUCAGCUACUGAGGCGCUUGAGGCAUCGCAAUGUGAUCCAGCUGGUAGAUGUUUUAUACAAUGAAGAAAAGCAAAAGAUGUAUAUGGUCAUGGAGUACUGUGUGUGUGGAAUGCAGGAAAUGCUGGAUAGUGUACCAGAGAAAAGAUUCCCCAUCUUUCAGGCGCAUGGUUAUUUCUGCCAGCUAGUGGAUGGUCUGGAGUAUCUUCAUAGUCAGGGAAUUGUGCAUAAAGACAUCAAACCUGGGAACUUGCUGCUCACAACAGACGGGACGCUCAAAAUCUCAGAUCUAGGUGUUGCAGAGGCCUUACACCCGUUUGCAGAGGGUGACACGUGCAAGACCAGCCAGGGGUCGCCUGCAUUUCAGCCUCCAGAGAUUGCGAAUGGCCUGGACACCUUCUCAGGGUUCAAAGUGGAUAUCUGGUCAGCAGGCGUGACCUUGUAUAAUAUCACUACUGGGCUGUACCCCUUUGAAGGGGAUAAUAUAUACAAACUAUUUGAAAAUAUUGGAAAGGGAGACUACUCAAUACCUGAGGAGUGCGGGCCACUACUGUCUGAUCUGCUGGGAGGAAUGUUGGAAUAUGACCCAACCAAGAGGUUUUCAAUACAGCAGAUUCGUCGUCACAACUGGUUCCGAAAGAAGCAUCCACAGAUGGAUCCCCCUGUACCCAUUCCCCCUACUUCAGAAACCAAGGACCGUUGGAGGAGUCUGACAGUUGUGCCUUACCUGGAGGAUCUACACGGGUAUAGUGAAGAUGAGGACCUCUGUGACUUAGAGGAUGAAAUCAUCUACACACAAGAUUUCACAGUUCCAGGGCAGGUGCCUGAAGAGGACAUGUUUGCACAGACACAGGGCAGUGCUACUACCAAACAACUGUGUAUGAAUGGCACAGAGAAUCAACUCAAGGCAGAGAGAAGAGUUAGUUCUGCAUCCCAGCGUAAGGCCAGCACAAUGGGGGGCAAAGUACGCAAGCUGUCGGCCUGCAAGCAACAGUGACCUGAAAGUCUUCUCUACAAGUGACCCAGUCCUGCAGGCUCCUCCCAGGCUCAGUUCUGCGAGAUUCUGCCCAACAGACGCUACAGCCGAAUUGCUGCAGUAAAGGGAACUGCCCUUUUAAUUGUUUUGCCCCCUUCCUCCUCUGGACCUCUAGGACUUGCGCAGUGUCCAGCAUCUGCUGCACUUUAUGACUUGAACUUAAUUCUGGCUCCACUUCAUUGUCUGGCUGUAUACUACAUGUAAUAUACUUAAGAGGUGGAGGUCCCGUCAUCAGCCCUAUCUGAGCCCUCAUACACAAUGAAAUGCAAAGUGGGAAGGGAAAAGGAGCUCCUCCAACCAAACCCAGCUGUUGUGUGUGCAUCAGGAGAAAAGAAGCUGUGUGUUGAUGAUCACAGGUUGUUUGUUUUCUCCUUAGUGAUUAAACGUUUAUUUGGUUUCCACUA